AUGCCUUGCGUCCCGCUUGGGUACUAUCAGUGCCCGAUGCAGGCCAACCAAGUAGACUGUGGUGUCUACGUUUGCAUCUACGCAUCUGAGCUGGUUGCCCGUGGCUUCGCUAAUCUGGACGAUGGGCUGCCAGCCUUGCCCUAUGGUGAUGGCCUUUUCCGGAGGGGGAUGCGUGCGGACAUAGUCGAACAUGCACUCAAGCGGUUGAUCCCAACCCUGGAGAGGUCUGGAGUUAUGGUGCCCCACCAAGAUCCGCCGCUCAGCAAGCGCGUGAACAAGCCAGUGUCUCCGGAGCUGGCCGAAAUCGACGCGAAGCUGCGUGAUGCUGUCGGCGACAUCCACAACAUCACCUGCCGCGUGGGGUACUGUGAGAAAGACAUCGCCAAGCUCGAGCUCCUGGUGGAGAGUCUCACCAACGACUUGUCCACCACCCGCGACGAGCUCACCGCGUUGUCUGCGCAAGUUGCAGCCUUACCAGCACCGCCGCAGCAGGGGCGUAUUGGAGGAGAGGGCGGACCCAGCGCGAGAACCGACGACCCUGCCACCCAGCAAAUUCUGGCGCCGACUGCGCAACUCGAGCAGCAAGGGGAUUCUCAUCAGAUUCAAGCGGCCCACGGCGUUAUCAGCGGGCUUAUGCCCGGUACGACCGGCGAUGCAUUGACCUCGUCUCGUUGCGGUGCGCGCGGUGGAGCUCUGUCUGCCCCUUCGGAGGAUCACUCUGGGUGUAUGGGCCCGCCGCCACCGCCAUCACACUCUGUCGGGGGAGUGGUUGGAUCGGGGGAGUACGUGGGUGUUAGGCACCUCCCAGACGGAACUUGGCAAGCGAAGAUUGUCCCUGAGCCCGGGUCAUCAAGGACGCUGAUUCUUGGCCACUUCCAAGACCAGCAGCAAGCGGCCCGCGCGUUCGCUGCAGCUGCAGCCGUGCUCAGGCGGAGCAAGCCUCCCCGGGGUCGUGUGUGGCAGCUCACCGGCGAGGAGAUGGACCUGCUGGAUGGCUGCACGGCCGACAUCGUGCGGCAGCUCACUACCGCACGCGUCUGGGGGCGGUGGGAAAGGUGGCGCGUCGAGCUUGCUUCCCUCGGUGGUGCCAACCCCGCCCCUACACCCCCCGCUGUCGUGGCAGCAGCGCCAACCGCACCCGCAGCUGCUCCAACUACACUUGCCCCGGCGAAUGUAGGCAUCGCCACUCCUGCCGUGGCUCUUGCACCUGCACAGCCCACCCCUCCCGGUGGAGCUACUGCUAUGCACGUCGCAACAACUCCUGUGCCUGCGGGGGUUACUCCCGCCCCACCAGCCCAUUCUACGCAAGCCACAUUGACCAACCCCCCUGUGCAGGCCGAUGUGGUGGCGUUUGCCUCGCUGUCGUUGCCAGAGAGCGACGAGGGGGAUGUGGGCAACAACGCGACAACCCACCCGCCAGGUAUUGAUUAG
Molecule: messenger RNA, 1431 nt
Organism: Closterium sp. NIES-65
Lineage: Eukaryota; Viridiplantae; Streptophyta; Zygnematophyceae; Desmidiales; Closteriaceae
Source: the annotation of a GenBank genome assembly